Acaromyces ingoldii is the source of this 1630-nucleotide messenger RNA. RefSeq names its product MFS general substrate transporter. The record is from RefSeq and is a predicted model, not a curated record. The transcript has 5 exons. Gene Ontology annotation, cellular component: fungal-type vacuole membrane. The coding region runs from base 193 to 1530 and encodes 445 amino acids. Gene Ontology annotation, biological process: transmembrane transport. NCBI's taxonomy places the organism in Eukaryota, Fungi, Basidiomycota, Exobasidiomycetes, Exobasidiales, Cryptobasidiaceae. Gene Ontology annotation, molecular function: transmembrane transporter activity.
UCGGCUUUCUCCACUGUGAGGUGGGUGAUACGCUAUCGGUGCAUGACCGGCGGUGCGUCGUUCGAUGCAGCGUCGGGGCAUUGCCAUUCUUUAGAGGCACAUCUGCUCGAUUGAAAUAAAGGGCACUCGCAGGCGCUCCGUCCUCGACGCCCCAAGCUCACAUCUGUCUGGCCCCUCACCCCAUAUCUCGCCAUGUCCAGCUCUACAGCGACUGUGAACAGUGCAGCAAAGGGCCAAGAAAGUCCUUCGUCUCUGGAUGGUGCUCCCGAUGCAAAGCUGGAGCAGCUGCCUCCGCCCGCUGCGCCGGUCCACACCUUUCCGGAUGGAGGUGGGGAGGCGUGGCUCACCGUCUUGGGCGCCUUUUUCGCCCUCACGGCUUCCUUUGGCAUGCUGAGCUCCUUCGGCGUGUUCCAGACCUACUACGUCUUCUAUUUCAACAAGACACCGUCCGAAGUUAGCUGGAUCGGCAGCCUGCAGUUCUUCGUCUUUUUCAUCGUGGGCCCGCUCGUGGGACGGGUCUUUGACGCCUAUGGGCCGCUCCGUCUGAUGGCUGGGGGCACGUUGACGCUCACGUUUGCCAUGAUGAUGACGUCGCUGUGCACCGAGUACUGGCAGGCCAUUCUGGCGCAGGGCAUCCUCGUCGGCCUGGGCAGCGCCAUGCUCUUUUUUCCCUCGCUCUCGAGCAUCGCUUCGCACUUUCUCAAGCGUCGCGGCCUGGCCAGCGGCCUCGGUGUUACUGGCAGCUCGGUCGGCGGCGUCAUCUUUCCCAUUGCGCUGCAGCGUCUCAUUGGCGAAAUCGGCUUUGGCAUGUCGGUUCGGGUGUCUGGCUUCAUCUGCCUGGCCCUGGGCAUUGCAGCGACAGCAUGCGUCAGAAGCCGCCUGCCCAGACGAAGACCAGGGAAAUGGCUGGAUGUGUCGGCGUUUAAGGAGCCAAAGUACGCCAUCUUGACCAUCGGUGCCACCAUCAUGUCCUUUGGCCUCUUUGUUCCUUACUAUUACAUCGAGCCAUUCGCGCUGAGCCAGGGCGUCUCUCCUGACUUGGCCUUCUACAGCGUAGCCGUGAUGAAUGCGGGCUCCUUCUUUGGACGGCUCCUGGCCGCACCUCUGAUGGAUGCGGUGGGCAAGUACAACGUCCUGAUUCCAGCCACCGGCCUCGCUGGCGUUCUCUGUCUGGCUCUCUGGCUCCCGACGACGGUGGCGACGGCCCCACACGCCGUGCUUGCCCUCGUCAUGGUCUUUGCCGCUGCGUUUGGCUGCCUGAACGGAGCAUUCAUGGCAUGCAUGGCGCCGUCGAUUGCCGCCAUCUCGCCCAUCACGAGCAUCGGUGUGCGCAUCGGGAUGCUCUAUGCCAUUCUGGCUUUUCCUAUGCUGGUCUGCAAUCCCAUCGCUGGCGCCUUCCUUUCCGACGGCGGCUCACCCGCAACCUAUCGCCAUCUGAUCAUCUGGUCGGGCGUGACGCAAAUUGUGGGCGCCUUCAUCGUCGUCGGCACCCGCGUCCUGAUUAACCCAAAGGCCGCUGCCAAGGUGUAAUGUCAGCAUCAGCGAUCACUGCGAAUCACAUGCUCUUCUGCCUUACGAAGUGGAUUGUCCUAAUUCUGGCAGAAGAAGAAAAAGCUCGUGGCCGGAGCAC